Messenger RNA from Saccharomyces paradoxus, 1404 nucleotides. It is a transcript of the gene VPS62, whose product is annotated as Vps62p. The transcript has a single exon. Bases 1 to 1404 code for a protein of 467 amino acids. The record is from RefSeq and is a predicted model, not a curated record. NCBI's taxonomy places the organism in Eukaryota, Fungi, Ascomycota, Saccharomycetes, Saccharomycetales, Saccharomycetaceae.
AUGCGAAUUUCACAAAAUAACCAAAGGCGACAGGGGGAGAGGCUAUUCUUCCUCCUUACAUUUAUAAUUUACUCGAUGAUACCCUGUCGUGCAGUACUUGUGCCCUGGUUGGAUAAUGAUCCAUUUGAAGAAGCACUCGUACAAAUGGGGGAUGGACCAUGGAGUAAGGACAUACUUUCAAGUACGCCUCCGUUGCAUCCAUCUGAAGUUACCGAGGAUAACAAAAGCUUAAAACAAAAGGGCAAUGUGCCGCAAUAUGUUAUUGAUAAUAGCCCUCUGCUCCAUUUAUAUAGUGAAGAAAAGUAUUGGCCGGCUGAUGUUAAGGAUUUCGUAAAGAGAUUUCAGUUGCGAGACCACAGUGGAGACAAAAUUAUCAAUGAACACCUUCGUGAUUUAAGUGACUUACAAGAGUAUUAUUCAAUAGAAUUGGAGAACGGGACCUGGAACCGAGUAUCCAGUGAAGGUACUUAUAUGACAAGUUUGAAUGAUUUUGAUAAAGACCCAGACUGGUUGUUGGGUGAGCAGCCGGAAUAUGGUACGGGUCAUAUAAAGAAAGCACCAGCCGUUCUUUUUGUCGUUGACAAGGGAAAUGGUUGGGUAGACGCAUUUUGGUUUUAUUUCUACCCCUUCAAUUGGGGGCCCUAUAUUAUGGGCUCUGGACCAUGGGGAAAUCACGUGGGAGACUGGGAACAUUCCUUAGUACGAUUCUAUAAAGGAGAACCGCAAUAUCUGUGGAUGAGUGCGCAUGGGGGUGGUACUGCUUAUAAAUUCGAAGCCAUUGAGAAGAUCAAAAGACUGCGUCGUAUUGAUGGGAAAUUGACAAACGAGAUAAUUAAGAAACCUUUAAUAUUUAGUGCAAGAGGAACACAUGCACAUUAUGCAUCAGUCGGUCAACAUGCGCACGAUGUUCCAUUCUUUUUCAUGCCAUUGAGUGACUUUACUGAUAGAGGUCCAUUAUGGGAUCCUUCUUUAAACUAUUAUGCCUAUACAGUUACUGUGGGGGAAACAAUAACACCAUGUGGCGCUGAAGAAACCAAAAUGGGACUAGAUUGGCUAUCGUUCAAGGGCGCUUGGGGUGAUAAACAAUUAAGGCCCAGGGAUCCUAGACAAAAGUGGUGCCCAUUCCAAUGGAAGUAUAUUGAUGGACCAAGAGGGCCACUAUUCAAAAAUAUGGAAAGGGUUUCUUUAUGUCAAAGAUUUAAAUGGUGGAAUUUUUGGAAGGGCUGUCCAGCAAGAAGAUACAUAAAAAGAGGUGAAGGUUUGGAUGCAGAGAAGAAUGAUCUCGUAGGUGACAAUUGUGGUAUCUUGCUGUACAACAUAAGGCCAAAGUGGCUGCGUAGCAUACUCCGCCUUUUGACAUGGAGAGGAAGCGUAUGUUUCAUUAUGGAUUACUUUACAGGAUAA